Messenger RNA from Medioppia subpectinata, 544 nucleotides. The record is from the annotation of a GenBank genome assembly. Lineage: Eukaryota; Metazoa; Arthropoda; Arachnida; Sarcoptiformes; Oppiidae.
AACCUAUACUGUAUAUAAUACAGGCUCUCGUUUAAGUAUUAAACCAUUUAAUAAUCUAUUUAACAUUUUGGCAUAAUUGAAAAAAUUGGAAAUUAUUUUGAACCGUAAAAUGUCGACUAAUUUAAUAUUGAUUGUAUUAAUGGUUGCAUUUAUGGCCUGUGUUUCCGGCAAUAAUAAGGUCAGCGAAGGCGACAAAGAGGCCGCCGAAGGCAUGUCUGUUCUCUAUUGCGACAAAUGCCAUGACUCGGACACUGAAAAAUUAAUCUCCGCCUACAAGACGUGUACCGCAAAGAGUAACUGUAAGGACGAGACAGUGAGCGGUGAUAUAAUGAAGUUCGGACAAUGCGUUCAGGCGUUGUAUCCGAAAGAGUUCGCUAAAAUCCUAUCCAUAAGAGAGGCGCAGAUGUCUAACCCGGAGGAGUGCGUCAACCAAAUGAAGACUGAGCUUCAGGGUUACGCUCGGGCCGACCCAAGCGGUGUUGUCAAAGUGAUGGACUGUUUCCGAGCUAAUGUUGUGCCCGACCAUUUGGCUAAAUGCCAUUAA